AUGAAUACAAAAAAAGCCACGGCGAUACAGAAAUCAGUCUUCUACCCGGCAUUGAUGUCCUCCAUGUCAUCAGUGGUGUUCGGAAUGUCUCUUACAGUGAUGGGAUGCAUGCACUCGCUUGUUCUGGAGAUGUGGAAAAGGACCAUGGAUGAAACAACUGCAAACAGUAGAUGGGGAAUAGCAUCAGGCAAUAUAUUCCUCGGGUGCUUGGUCUCAAACAUCCUGGUAAAUGUUCUGAGGCCAAACUUGAAGAAAGCCCUGCUGUUUAGCAACAUUCUCUAUGCUAUGGGAUACAUAACCUUCCUGCUUUCCCAAAGCUUCAGUUUCAGUUUCAUGCUUUCUGGCCGGUUGAUCGUAGGGCUCGCCGCUGGCGUAACAUGUGCAAUAGUGCCCAUAUAUAUCUCGCUUAUAUCUCCGACUGAAUACAGAGGCUUUCUGCUGUCCUUUCAUCCACUCGGAAUCAACAUCGGGGUAACUUUUGGAAAUGCUCUUUCCUGCCUCAGCUCAGAUAACACCUGGAGAAUUCCGUUGUUUACAGCUCUGAUUCUAGUGGCAUUGAACUUUUUGGGCCUGCUAGGAAUAGACAGCCCAGGCCAUGAAGAAGGAUCUUCCGGUGCAUCUCUUCCUGACCUAAUCACGAACAAUAGGGCAAGAAAGUCCAUCUUCCUUGCAAUAUUAGUCCAUAUGUCUCAGCAUCUUUGCGGCGUGGAUUAUAUAACCUUAUUCCUCAAGGAUCUCUUUCCUUCAGACAUUCAUUCCUCAGAAGUAAUGGCCAUCUGGAUCUCUCUAUUUUCUGUUCUCGUAACCGUAGUGUUUACGAAGUAUAUUGAUCUCAUUGGAAGGAAGCCAUUAAUCAUUGCCAGCUCCCUUAUCACCGGUACAGCAACGGCAAUGCUUACGUUUGACCUAUAUCCUCCUGUAGCAACCAUGCUGUUUGUGUUUGGAUACAAUAUCGGUCUCAGCUCAAUCCCAUGGUUUAUAACAACAGAAGUUUUCCCUCCAAAAUAUGCAAAUUCUGCAGGGCUGUUGGCUGUUUCCAUGAACUGGCUAUCUGCAUACGGCAUCCUGGUGAUUCUCUAUCCCUUGCAUGUCAGAUACGGGAACAUUAUGUUCUCGUUUUACACGGCUUGCAUGGGUCUGUUCGUUGGAUUGAUGGCUUUUCUGUUCAGAGAAACUAAGAACAAGACACCGGACUUUCAGUAG
Messenger RNA from Encephalitozoon cuniculi GB-M1, 1203 nucleotides. RefSeq names its product glucose transporter type 3. NCBI's taxonomy places the organism in Eukaryota, Fungi, Microsporidia, Unikaryonidae. The coding region runs from base 1 to 1203 and encodes 400 amino acids. Gene Ontology annotation, biological process: monosaccharide transmembrane transport. Gene Ontology annotation, molecular function: hexose transmembrane transporter activity. Gene Ontology annotation, cellular component: membrane. The record is from RefSeq and is marked provisional. The transcript has a single exon.